Molecule: messenger RNA, 1605 nt
Organism: Psylliodes chrysocephalus
Lineage: Eukaryota; Metazoa; Arthropoda; Insecta; Coleoptera; Chrysomelidae
Source: the annotation of a GenBank genome assembly
AUUUGUAUUGUUUUCACUUUUGUUGUCUCUUGAUCUCUAACCUUAAAAAUCGUACACCGUUUAAAUCACAACAAAAGUUAUCUUCAAGAAGAACAAUUUAUAAAAUUAGCUACAAGGUACGAAUUCUGUGCAUAUCGAUCUGUUUAUUACGAGUAAAGGAUAUUUGUGCACUCUUCAAACAGAAACAUUUUACUUAGUUACUCAAUAUGAAGACUGUUACAAUGGUAGCUCCUGUGAAUAUAGCUGUAAUAAAAUAUUGGGGUAAACGUGACGAAGAAUUAAUAUUACCAAUAAAUGACUCAAUCAGUGGAACAUUAAGCACAGAUUUUAUGUGUGCAAAAACUACAAUUCAGGCAAGUCCUCAGUUUAAAGAAAAUAAAUUCUGGUUGAAUGGUAAAGAGCAAAACUUUGAUAGCCCACGACUCGAUAGCUGUUUAAAAGAAGUAAAAAGAAGAGCAAGUCCUUCGUGUCCGAUUUUAAAUUGGAAAAUUGCAAUAUGUUCGGAAAAUAAUUUCCCAACAGCUGCUGGUUUGGCAUCGUCAGCUGCUGGCUAUGCUUGCCUAGUAGCAGCUCUAGCUAAGCUUUAUAAAAUCGAAGGUGAUAUUUCCAGCAUAGCAAGAAGGGGAUCAGGAAGUGCUUGCAGGAGCAUUUACGGUGGUUGGGUUCAAUGGAUCAAGGGAGAUCGUCCAACUGGAGAAGAUUCUAUAGCAAUUCAGUUAGCACCAGUAGCUCAUUGGCCAGAAAUGAGAGUUCUAAUUCUUGUGGUGAACGAUGAAAGAAAAAAAUACAGUUCAACUUCUGGCAUGAAAAAAAGUGUAGAAACAUCAGACCUUCUUAAAUAUAGAGCCAGCGAAUGCGUACCGAAAAGAGUAGAAGCUAUGAAAGAGGCCAUAUUUCGAAAAGAUUUUGAAUCUUUCGCUAAGAUUACAAUGGAAGAUUCGAAUCAGUUUCAUGCUAUUUGUUUGGACACGUUUCCUCCGUGUGUUUACAUGAACGAUACCUCUCAUUCUAUUUCUGAUGUUGUUCAUACUUAUAAUGAAUGCAAAUCUUCUAAUAGGGUUGCUUAUACAUUUGAUGCUGGUCCCAAUGCAUGUAUAUACUUACUAGAAUCCGAGACAGAAGAAUUUUUGUCUGUGAUUAAUUAUGUAUUUCCUCCCUCUUCAAAUACAGGAUAUUUGAAAGGACUUCAAGUUAGGCAAAAACCAAUAAACAAGGAACUCGAGAUGAUGUUUCAAGAAAAGAAGCAUAGACCUGGUGCUCUUAAAUAUAUUAUUCACACAAAAAUCGGCGAUGGUCCAAGAAUGGUAGAAGAUAGUUUAUUGAACGACGCAGGUCUUCCAAAGAAUUUAUAGAUAAAUCGACCUUUAGGUUUUAAUAUAUUUUAUAAUAUUGGUUUUUAUGGUUAUAUAAUAAAUAUGUUACAUUUUUACAUUUAUUUACUUUCCUCUUUUUUACUAUUCACUCUUACAUCAAAAGUAGAGGUAAGUUACAUAAUAAACUUUUGAUACAGUUUUUCACAAUAAAAAAAAAACAUAUUUAGUUAUUAAUGCUACUAGACAACAAAUAUUUGAGGCUUAACUUAAUGGCUUAGUACGUCGAUUCCUC